Molecule: messenger RNA, 1353 nt
Organism: Aspergillus versicolor CBS 583.65
Lineage: Eukaryota; Fungi; Ascomycota; Eurotiomycetes; Eurotiales; Aspergillaceae
Product: putative mitochondrial 2-oxodicarboxylate carrier protein
Exons: 5
Coding region: 17-940 (307 amino acids)
Biological process (GO): transmembrane transport
Source: RefSeq, a predicted model, not a curated record
CCACUCCCCAUUCACAAUGUCGAGCAGCAACACCCAGGCGCCCCUCCCCUUCGCGUACCAGUUCGUCGCUGGUGCCGUCGCCGGUGUGUCGGAGAUUCUGGUUAUGUACCCAUUGGAUGUUGUCAAGACCCGAGUUCAACUGCAGCAAGGCGCUGGCGCUGCCGGUGAGGAAGGAUACAAUGGCAUGUUCGACUGCUUCCGCAAGAUCAUCCGCAAUGAAGGUGCCUCCCGUCUCUACCGUGGUAUCUCCGCCCCCAUCCUCAUGGAAGCGCCCAAGCGUGCGACCAAAUUCGCCGCCAACGACUCCUGGGGCUCCUUCUACCGCAACCUCUUCGGCGUCCAGAAGCAGAACCAGUCUCUCGCCAUCCUAACCGGUGCCACCGCCGGGGCAACCGAAUCCUUCGUCGUCGUCCCCUUCGAACUCGUCAAAAUCCGUCUGCAAGACCGCGCCUCCGCCGGGAAAUACAACGGCAUGCUCGACGUCGUCCGCAAGAUCGUCGCCGCCGAGGGUCCCCUCGCCCUUUACAACGGCCUCGAGAGCACACUGUGGCGCCACAUCCUCUGGAACUCCGGCUACUUCGGCUGUAUCUUCCAAGUGCGCGCGCAGAUGCCGACGCCCGAGCCAGGCAACAAGGCCCAGCAGACACGUAACGACCUGAUCGCGGGUUCCAUCGGAGGAACGGCCGGUACGCUCCUCAACACGCCCAUGGAUGUCGUCAAGUCGCGCAUCCAGAACAGCCCCAAGGUCGCGGGCCAGACGCCCAAGUACAACUGGGCCUGGCCUGCUGUGGGCACCGUCAUGAAGGAGGAAGGGUUCGCGGCGCUGUACAAGGGCUUCACGCCCAAGGUCCUCCGACUGGGUCCUGGCGGUGGUAUCCUGCUCGUUGUGUUUACGGGAGUCAUGGACUUCUUUAGGAAGAUGAGGGGGGAGGCUGUCUAGAUUAGAUCUACUACCUGUUCUGUCUGUUCUGUUUAUCUAACUAAAAAAAACUUGGGUUCCGUUCUUUCUUCAAUUCUCUUCAUCUGCGCAGGGCUUUGGAUUUGCAUGGUUCAUAGAUUGUGCCAUAGAAAAGAUACGCAAUUUCAUAUCUUGUAUAUGGAUAUAUGUAUGUUUUCAUCCUGAGUUACGAUUCGGAAUAAGUAUCUUCUCCACCGUCUCCUCCAAGAGCAGUUGGUUGGGAAGCAAUGAAGGACUAACUUAGCUACACUCACAUCCAUAAAAUCAAGAUUAAAUCAAAUACAGUAAUCAAUCAAUCACGUCCGCAUAAUGCGGACCAAGCCAUGCAGCGCUGUAUGAAUAUUCAAGACUAAUAUAACAUCACACGUAUUCCGAGAUACCGAGCAAGAGCGAGG